Messenger RNA from Acanthosepion pharaonis, 1659 nucleotides. The record is from the annotation of a GenBank genome assembly. NCBI's taxonomy places the organism in Eukaryota, Metazoa, Mollusca, Cephalopoda, Sepiida, Sepiidae.
AUGCAAGAAUGGGAGUUUCGUUACUCGGCAGCGCUGGGCCUUCAUCCACCAUCGUCCAUGCCUACACUAAGGAGAAUUCACCACAGUUUCCUUCAACACCUUUUUCUUCCUCAAACCCUCUACUUGUUUAAGGUUUCUUCAAGUUUCUUUCAUCUUCAAGUCUUCUUCAAGUCCUUUUCUUCUUUAAGUCUUCUUCGAGUCUCUUUUUUUUCAUAUCUUCAUAUCGUUUAUUUUUUUCUUCAAACCUUCUUCAAGUCUCCUUCAUCUUCUUCAAGCCUUCUUUUUCAAACCCUCUUUUUCUUUAAGUCUGCUUCAAGUUUCCUUCAUCCUCUUGAAACCUUUUUCUUCUUGGUUUUCUUCAAGCCUUCUUCAAAUCUCUUUCAUCUUCAAGCCUUCUUCAAAUCUCUUUCAUCUUCAAGCCUUCUUCUUCAAACCCUCUUCUUCUUUAAGUCUCCCUCAUCUUCUUCAAACCUUUUUCUUCUUGGUUUUCUUCAAGCCUUCUUCAAAUCUCUUUCAUCUUCAAGCCUUCUUCUUCAAACUCUCUUCUUCUUUAAGUCUCCCUCUUCUUCUUCAAACCUUUUUCUUCUUGGUUUUCUUCAAGCCUUCUUCAAAUCUCUUUCAUCUUCAAGCCUUCUUCUUCAAACCCUCUUCUUCUUUAAGUCUCCCUCAUCUACUUCAAACCAUUUUCUUCUUGUUUUUUUCUUCAAGCCUUUUCUUCAAAUCUUUUCAUCUUCAAGUCUCCUUCUUCUUCAAACUCUCUUCUUCUUUAAGUCUCCUUCGUCUUCUUUCAAACCAUUUUUCUUCUUCAAACCAUUUUUUCUUGGUUUUCUUCAAGCCUUCUUCAAAUCUCUUUCAUCUUCAAGCCUUCUUCUUCAAACCCUCUUCUUCUUUAAGUCUCCCUCUUCUUCUUCAAACCAUUUUCUUCUUGGUUUUCUUCAAGCCUUCUUCAAAUCUCUUUCAUCUUCAAGCCUUCUUCUUCAAACCCUCUUCUUCUUUAAGUCUCCCUCGUCUUCUUCAAACCAUUUUCUUCUUGGUUUUCUUCAAGCCUUCUUCAAAUCUCUUUCAUCUUCAAGCCUUCUUCUUCAAACCCUCUUCUUCUUUAAGUCUCCCUCAUCUUCUUCAAACCUUUUUCUUCUUGCCUUCUUCUUCAAACCCUCUUCUUCUUUAAGUCUCCUCUUCUUCUCCCUCUUCUUCUUCAAGCUUUUUUUUCUUCUUGCCUUUUUUUCAAACCUCUUCUUCUUUAAGCCUUUUUCAAAUCUUGGUUCUUUCAUCUUCAAAGCCUUUCAUCUUCAAACCCUCUUCUCUUCUUCUUUAAGUCCCCCUCAUCUUCUUCAAACCUUUUUCUUCUUGGUUUUCUUCAAGCCUUCUUCAAAUCUCUUUCAUCUUCAAGCCUUCUUCUUCAAACCCUCUUCUUCUUUAAGUCUCCCUCUUCUUCUUCAAACCUUUUUCUUCUUGGUUUUCUUCAAGCCUUCUUCAAAUCUCUUUCAUCUUCAAGCCUUCUUCUUCAAACCCUCUUCUUCUUUAAGUCUCCCUCAUCUUCUUCAAAUCUUUUUCUUCUUGGUUUUCUUCAAGCCUUCUUCAAGUUUUUUUUCUUUUCUUUCUUCUUCAAAUCUUCUUCCUCUUGUCUUCUUCAUUUCUUUUUCUUCAAGUCUUUUUUAA